AUGGUGAACUUGACUGGAUACAAUUUCGCGAUCGCGUUGUUCGUCGCUGCGGGAGGAUAUACUUAUGCAUAUGCAUACGCUGUCUUCGCCACAGUUAUUGGAGAGCCUGGGUUCUACUCAUACUUCAAUCUCGACCCUACCAGUGAUUAUGCUGCAAGUAUCAUCGGAGCCAUGAGCGCUCUCUUUGCGGCUGGGGCCGGUAUUGGGGCUCUUGUACAGGGAUGGACCAGCGAUUGGCUCGGGCGAAGGCUGGCUCUGGCGGUCGCUUCGAUCAUCUCCCUAGUUGGUUCCGCCUGCGUCGCGGGCGCGGUCAAUGUUGCGAUGUUCAUCGUCUUCCGCUUUGUGCAGGGUUUCGGCCUUGGCCAGUGCUUUGCUAUGGUCCCUCUCUAUACGACAGAGGUCGCCCCUCCACACAGAAGAGGUCUGUUGGCUGGUCUUACCGGUGCCAGCAUCGUCACUGGAUAUGUCACGUCAGCUUGGGUAGGAUAUGGUGCCUACUUCGCUAAGGAUCCGACCAUGCAAUGGCGCCUUCCACUAGGCAUAUCAUGCCUUGCGCCCCUCUUGCUUCUAAUCGGCACCUAUUGGAUCCCCGAGUCGCCACGAUAUCUCACUCUUGUUGGUCGAAAGGAGGAAGCCCUAGAAAUCCUUUUGAAGAUUCACCACGAUCCGAAUGACUCCAACGACACCGCUGCACAUGCCGAAGCACUUCAGAUCUCAAGACAGGUCGACUUCGACAAAGAACAGAAGUCUGGAUAUCUUGAGAUGCUCAAAAAACCAUCCUGGAGGAAGCGAUCACUAAUUGCCUUUGGACUGAUGUUUGCGACGCAAUCAACGGGAUGCUUGGGUAUCACGACGUUCCAGGUUGUCAUCUACGAGGCCUUGGGGCUCGAAAACUCGAUGCCACUUCUCAUGUAUGGGGUCUACGUCACUGUCGCAGCUGUCUUCAACUACGCAGGAGCGUAUUCGGUAGACCUGGUAGGGCGACGACGCAUGUUCUUGAUUGGAUAUCCAUUGAUUGCAGUUAUCCUCCUGAUAGAAGCUCUUCUCCAGAAGUCCUUCGUGGGCACAACCAACCAAGGCGGCAACGCGGCGUGCGUCGUAUUUGUCUUCCUGUACAUCAGUGCCUACAGCUUCUUCUUAGACCCUGCCCAGUUCGUCUAUGUCUCGGAAAUCUUUCCUACCACAAUCCGAGCAAAAGGCGUGGGAAUCGCAUUCUUUGCAUACUUUGUGGGUGCCAUCACGUACACAGCGCCGGCCGCUGUCGCCUUCAAAAAUAUUGGUUGGAAGAUGUACAUGGUGUGGUUCUCCUGCAACAUUGUCUCCACAAUCCUGAUCUACUUUUUCAUUCCCGAGACAACGGGCAUCUCGCUGGAAGAGAUUGGAGCUCUCUUUGGUGACAAGGUGACAAACACCGAUGAACGGGACCCAGGAAAUGAACACGGCCCGAGAAGCCAUCAUGUAGGCCUUGAGUAAGAUGUCGACAUCUGUGGUUGACAAGAGUGAGAGGUCCGGAAGAACAUACAUCGAGAGCGAGACGUCUACCGCUGCUGUGUCAGAAGCUUGAUGAGCGUGUCGACGGUAUACGUUGGUGUAUAUGCCUCCUUUAGGUCUAGACGUUGUGGCUUGUAGAAGUCGCCUCUGGUUCGAUGGGUGUUGGAAAGCUCUCUCAGUGCCAGUGCACAACGUUGGGCAUUAGAUGUGGACAUACA
This is a messenger RNA of Exophiala viscosa, 1709 nucleotides long. RefSeq names its product general substrate transporter. Gene Ontology annotation, molecular function: carbohydrate:proton symporter activity. The record is from RefSeq and is a predicted model, not a curated record. Gene Ontology annotation, biological process: carbohydrate transport; transmembrane transport. NCBI's taxonomy places the organism in Eukaryota, Fungi, Ascomycota, Eurotiomycetes, Chaetothyriales, Herpotrichiellaceae. The transcript is spliced from 5 exons. The coding region runs from base 1 to 1473 and encodes 490 amino acids. Gene Ontology annotation, cellular component: membrane.